AAAUAAACCAGCAGCUGCUGGUCCAUGAACCUACUUGCCACUGAGAACAGGGCGCCGUAUGCAUGGGGCAGGAUGUUCUCAUGGAGCCCCUCAGCAGCAUGGUUGGGAUCUUUCUUUGCAAAAUAUACUUUCUUCUUAUAGCAGGUGUUUGUUCGGGGCUGAAGGUGACCGUGCCUUCACACACUGUCCAUGGCAUCAGGGGACAGGCCCUCUACCUCCCCGUGCACUAUGGCUUCCACACUCCAGCAUCUGGCAUCCAGAUCAUAUGGCUGUUUGAAAGAUCCCACACGAUGCCCAAAUACUUGCUGGGCUCUGUGAAUGAGUCUGUGGUUCCUGACUUGGAAUACCAGCACAAGUUCACCAUGAUGCCACCCAAUGCCUCUCUCCUCAUCAAUCCGCUGCAGUUCACCGAUGAGGGCAAUUACAUUGUGAAGGUCAACAUCCAGGGAAAUGGAACCCUGUCCUCAAGUCAGAAGAUACAAGUCACUGUUGAUGAUCCUGUCAUGAAGCCAGUGGUUCAGUUCCAUCCUCCUUCUGGGGCUGUGGAGUAUGUGGGCAACAUUACCUUGACCUGCCAGGUGGAAGGGGGUACCAGGCUAGUUUACCAGUGGCGAAAAAAUGGGAAGCCUGUUUGCAUCAACUCCAACCACUCAUUUUCUCCCCAAAACAACACCCUUUGGAUUGUUCCGGUGACGAAGGAGGACAUUGGGAACUACAGCUGCCUUGUGUCAAAUCCUGUCAGUGAGAUGGAAAGUGACAUCAUUAUGCCUACCAUAUAUUAUGGACCUUACGGACUUCAAGUUAAUUCUGACAAAGGGCUGAAAGUGGGAGAAGUGUUCACUGUUGACCUAGGAGAAGCCAUCCUGUUUGAUUGUUCCGCUGAUUCUUAUCCCCCCAACACCUACUCCUGGAUCCGAAGGUCUGACAAUACAACGUAUGUCAUUAAACAUGGGCCUCGUUUAGAAGUUGCGUCUGAGAAAGUGGCCCAGAAGACCACUGACUACAUGUGCUGUGCUUACAACAACGUAACCGGAAGGCGCGAUGAAACUCAUUUCACCGUCAUCAUCACUUCUGUAGGGCUGGAGAAGCUUGCACAAAAAGGAAAAUCACUGUCCCCAUUAGCAAGUAUAACUGGAAUAUCGCUGUUUUUGAUUAUAUCCAUGUGUCUUCUUUUUCUGUGGAAAAAAUAUCAACCCUACAAAGCUAUAAGGCAGAAGCUAGAAGGCAGACCAGAGUCGGAAUACAGAAAAGCUCAAACCUUUUCAGGCCAUGAAGAUGCUCUGGGCGACUUCGGGAUAUACGAAUUUGUGGCUUUUCCAGAUGCGUCUGGUAUUUCCAGGAUGCCAAGUAGGUCUGCCCCAGCCUCUGAUGGUGUGACAGGGCAAGAUUUUCAUGGAACCAUUUAUGAAGUUAUUCAGCACAUCCCUGCCCAACAAGACAAUCUGGAGUGAGAUUCCAUGGGCAAAAUGGUAUAUUGGAGUGAAAUAAUGAAGAAACAUUCUGAGAGAAAACAUCAGGAAUCUGUGAAGAAAUAACGCCCCGGCAGCCUCAGUCACACUUGUAAAUGCGGAGUAGAGGCGCCUAAGCCAGCUCACAGGCAGGUUUUCUGACACACAGGCAAUGAAUGGCUGUGUGACCGAUGAACAUGGUGGGACUAUUCCUCUGUGGACGCUGCUUAUCAGUUAGACCGAGAGGAAGAAGACAACGGAGCUCUGCAGCUGCUCUGUAGGUGAAGGCUUUCAAGCAUUCCAGUUAGUGCUCACCUAGGCUCCACUCUCAUGCACGCUGGCACUGCCCUGUGCCACCUACGAACUCAGAGACUUCACCUUUGUAUAUGUUCGUGAUAAGCUUUGUUCUGUCACAUGCUCGUUACUGUCAUGAUAGCAAAACACCUUCUUCUGUCCCAAACGGAUUUCUUGCUAUUUGUGUCACAAACAAUUGAGGAUGCUUAACACAAAAGUAAGUCUGUGUUGUCAAUAAACUUUGUUAUCAAUGGUGUUUUUGAGAGGACUGGCAAAAUGUUUAAGGAAAUGGCUUGGUAAAGUCUCAUUUUCAUUUGUGUUCAAGGAAAGAAUAAAUUGAAACAGAUUGUUCUGCUUUGCUGUUACAUAGCCUUGAUUCUUUAGAUUGUAAGGUCUUAUUUUAAAGUCAGAUUGAAGAGUUAAGAUUUUUUUAUUCUUAUUUUCCAUUGUGCAAAUAAAAUGAACAUUAUGGAAAAUUAUUAAAAGUCAAAACCUAUUCUCUCAUGGUUGGCUACUUUAUGCAGAAAAAGAACAUUUUAAUGUAAUUUCUUUUUUAAAAUAUUUGAAGUGAACCACUAUGCUUUUCCUGUCUUAUAUUUUCGUAAAGGCAUAUGGUAAAAGUAAAAUCAGAACUGAAUCUCACAGUUCCUCUCUGUCUUCCAGCUCUGCCACCUUUACAGAUCUUUCUGAUGAAAAAGUCAAUCCUUGUUACCACAAAUCCCUUCUUCUGUGCUUAGUAAAAACAUGAACUAUCCCAUCUGAUUAGAAAACGAAUUCAUGGUCACCAUAAACAUAGCCAUACAUCUGGGUAUGCAGAACACUGGCCCUCACACAAUUAAAAUCCCUGUCUUACCUUCCAGAAACAACCUCUCAGAAUUUCCCAACAUUAUUCAUAUGUGUAACAUACUCCUUCAAGCCCCAGAAAAAGUUUCUAAUAGUUCAUAUAAAUGUGUAGAUUACAAGGUCAAAUGUAACUCAAAAACUAAUGCUGUGGAGAGAACCAGAUGAGAGAUACGAGGGCAGGCAGAAGUGAGGUUGUAAGUGGUGUACUGAAUUCCCCUUCUUGGGUGACUAUUGCUUUAUGCCACCAAGAUCAAGCUACAAAUGCAGGUGUGUCUCUCCUAAUGGCCAUCUCAGCUGCCUGUGCUUUCUUAAGUGCCACGGGCAGUUGUCCAUAUUGGCAAUCAGC
Messenger RNA from Peromyscus californicus insignis, 2931 nucleotides. RefSeq names its product HEPACAM family member 2 (gene Hepacam2). The coding region runs from base 63 to 1451 and encodes 462 amino acids. The transcript is spliced from 10 exons. The record is from RefSeq and is a predicted model, not a curated record. NCBI's taxonomy places the organism in Eukaryota, Metazoa, Chordata, Mammalia, Rodentia, Cricetidae.